UUAUCAGUAUGUGAUUUAUUACAGUGUAUAUAUAGCGUCAACAUAGAUUUUUAGAGAAUAGAAUAGAGACUGACAUCUGAGCAAAAGAAAUGCAAGAGUCAAGAGCCUCCAAUCCUUCACCUGAGUCUACCAUCAACCAAGGAUUGCUAAGGUCUCUUAAGGAUGGUCUGCCUGCCUACUACUCGGUUAAAAUAGAUGGUUUCUCAAGGCUAGUGGAUUUGGACAUUGAAAAAUAUGAUUCUUCUACGUUCCAUGCUUGCGGUUCUAACUGGAGGUUAAUUCUUUUCCCGAAUGGAAAUGCAGAAAAAGGCGUUGAAGGGCAUAUAUCGCUUUACUUGGCCAUAGAGAAAACUGACUGCCUCCCUCUUGGUUGGGAGGCUUGUGUGACUUGCAAAAUGUUUGUGUUUGAUCAUAAAAAGGAUAAAUACUUGACCAUUCAAGAUGAUUCUGUGAAUCAAAUUCAACGGUUUCAUCAGGAACAGAAAGAAUGUGGUUUUGACAGACUAAUAUCGUUAAAGGCUUUCAAUGAUGAGGCAAAUGGAUAUCUGCUCAAUGACUCUUGUGUAUUUGGAGUCGAAGUUUAUGAGGUCAAGUAUAGUGGAAUCGGUGAGGCUUUGAAGAUGAUUGAGAAUCCUGAAGAAGUUACUUUUGAGUGGAUAGUCUCUUUAGAUUCCAUAUAUAGUGAAAAACAAGUUUGUUCCGAGGAAUUUACUGGUGGAAAACAUAAAUGGUUAGUUAUGCUAUAUCUUCAUGUUAUCUCCUUUCUAUACAAACACAGGAGCCUAUUCAGGUUUUUCAAACAAAAAGUAAAAAUAUGA
Daucus carota subsp. sativus is the source of this 818-nucleotide messenger RNA. RefSeq names its product MATH domain and coiled-coil domain-containing protein At3g58270-like. Bases 90 to 818 code for a protein of 242 amino acids. Gene Ontology annotation, molecular function: protein binding. NCBI's taxonomy places the organism in Eukaryota, Viridiplantae, Streptophyta, Magnoliopsida, Apiales, Apiaceae. The record is from RefSeq and is a predicted model, not a curated record. The transcript has 3 exons.